GAAAAACGAGCUGAAAACGGAACGCAAAACUAAAUAUAUCAAAACAUUCGUAAUUUAAUAAGUUAAGACACGUUUCUUGCUCGAAUCUACGUUCCGUUCUCGUUGUGUACUCGUUGUUAGCGCGUAUGUAAAUGUGACUACGUCUGUGUUCGUACUUUAUGAUCGCCUGUCAAAACUCGGAUACUUGCGACGUUUCGCUUUCGAAACGUAAACAAAAGUCCACCGGUUACAGUUCGGCAAUUUAUUUGGACGUUAUUUACGAGGUGCGAGUCGAGUUGCGGGAGUUAUGAACAAGAAUAUGUAAAAUUAAUUACCCACGUCCAGUGUCGCUGACGAAGAUUCAGUUUGGAUUGUUUUUGAAUAAGGAGAGCAUGUGAUGCCGGCCUUUGACGCCCGGCGCCAUGCCCACGCCGCUGCAGGCCGGCGGCCCCGCUAGCGGCCCGCCCCCCGAGCGCAAGCGGCGCCGCAAGCGCGACGACCCCCAGAGCUCGGCCGCGCUCAGGCCCGACGACGACGACGACGGUGACAUGAGCCCCGAGGAGGAGCCCCGCAACGUGCCGGCGGCCCCGGCGGCCCCUGCUCCUCCCGCCGGCCUCGCGCCCACCUCGCCGCCCGCUGCUCCGGACGCCGUGGACCUCUCGCGACGAGACUCGCCUCCGCUCUCCUCGGACGUCGAGCGCUUCGACGGCAAGAUUGUCUACAACCCUGACGGAUCCGCCUACAUCAUCGAGGAUCCGGAGAUGUCUGAGGGCGAGACAAGCCUCCCUGAUUUACCGAAGAUCGAACCCGGGUGCAUCGUCGACAGCCGAGACAGCAACAUCGUCGAGAAACAUCUCGAAUUCCCUCAAAUAGCGAGUGCAUUCUACGUAUCAAGAAAUUCCUCAUUAUAUGGAGCCCUAUACGGUCGUUUAGCAGCGGAGCGUGCGCGGGCGAGGCCCGACGCCCCCGUCAUGCACAGCUAUCGAGUGUUCAGUUUCCGUGGCGGUAAAGACGUUCCCAGACCGCCAUCGCCGCCCGCCGAGUGCCCCGUCAGCGUGCCGGUCAAACCAAUUCUUAUGUGUUUUAUUUGUAAAUUGAGUUUCGGAUACGCCAAAUCCUUCGUGGCGCAUGCGCAAUCGGACCAUAGCUUAUCAUUACUAGAUUCAGAAAGAGACGCUUUAUCGAGAGAAAAUGCGUCCGCGAUCAUACAAUGUGUUGGAAAAGAUAAGGAGCCAUUAGUGUCAUUCUUAGAACCCGUCGGUGCAGCGGCGCCACCGCGUGCCUCGAUGUCGGGCAGUCCCGCCAAUAUGUCGGAACUAUCGAGCCCUUCGGUAGAAAAGAGAUUAGAAAAUAUGACUCCGGAUCGAGACCACGAUUCAAUGUUACCGAACGGAUCGUGCGACGACAGAAGACCAAGCCCACCGUCGUGGAGGCCACCGCGUUCAAUAGCGGAAUCUCUGCUUCCACAACAUUCCUUGAUCUCCGUAGCGCAUCCACAUACGAUAAAUGCCUCGGUACAACCUCGCACUAGUCCUAAUUCUUCACCACCAUUUCAAACUGCCCCUCCCGCCUUCCUGUCGGGCACCACGAUCGGAGUAUGUCCGGAUCAUCUCGGCGGCAGACCUUCAGGUGCGGAUUGUCCGAAGUGCGAACUUAUUUUGAAUUCCGGAAGGCUCGGUGGACCCCUUGCCGGCAUGCAUAGCCGUAAUUCCUGCAAGACAUUAAAAUGUCCCAAAUGUAAUUGGCACUAUAAAUACCAAGAAACAUUAGAGAUACACAUGAAAGAGAAACACCCGGAAGCCGAAACGAGUUGCAUUUACUGUAUCGCUGGGCAGCCUCACCCUCGAUUAGCCCGGGGAGAGACAUACACGUGCGGCUACAAGCCGUACAGGUGCGAAGUUUGCAACUACUCUACAACGACGAAAGGCAAUCUCAGUAUUCAUAUGCAGUCAGAUAAGCAUUUAAAUAAUAUGCAAGAACUACAGAACGGUGGUAACCCCGGUGAAAGCUCGUUACCUCCGGCACCGCAGCAUACGCCACCAGGCGGGCACAAGCCGCCGCUACCUCAUCAUUCGCCCCUGGGUCAGAAGCCAAAGCCGACGUUUCGCUGUGAUGUGUGUAAUUACGAGACAAACGUUGCACGCAAUCUCCGGAUACACAUGACCUCAGAAAAGCACACACAUAAUAUGCUUGUACUGCAGCAGAAUGUAAAGCACAUGCAAACGCUGUCCGCGCUACACCACAGGCAGCAGAGCCAGCAGCAGCUUGAGAGCUUGCUGCACUUCCACAGCGGCGAGGCGCCCCCUCCUAACCCAGAAGCGGCGCUCGCAGACAUGGCGUACAAUCAAGCUCUUAUGAUCCAACUUAUGACUGGAGGACCCGGACUAUCGCCUCCUGAAUUAGGAGCGCAUCUCGACGUCGGGUUAAACCCAGAAGCAAUGGAACCGCCGCCCGAGCCGGCAGAUCCUGAGCCGGAAAGAACUUUCCAUUGUUGUAUUUGCAACUGCUUCUCGACCGACUCGUUAGAAGCGCUCGGUCAUCAUUUGGCACAAGACCGCACUAAGAUACGAGAGCAGGAGAUAUUGGCAUUGGUCGCAGGUCACUACGUGUGCAAAUUAUGCACAUAUAAAACUAACCUCAAAGCUAACUUUCAGCUUCAUUGCAAAACUGACAAGCACCUUCAACGACUGCAACAUGUUAAUCAUGUAAAAGAAGGUGGGCCACGAAAUGAAUGGAAAUUAAAAUUCUGCGGGGGAAUAGGAACAAGUGGCGCGGGCGUCGGCGGAGUGCAAGUCCGAUGCUGCGCUUGCGAUUAUUAUACGAACUCCGCGCAUAAGUUGCAGCUGCACGCUGCCGGCGCCCGGCACGAGGCCGCCACGCUGCUGUUGAGACACAUCCGCGAAUGUGCGGCAAGAAUUCCGCGCGACCGCGCUCGCGUGUACCGCUGCGCGCUCUGCGGGUUCGGGGCCCCACACCGGUUGCCCUUGUUACAACACGUGCGCUCCGUUAAGCACUUGCAAAUGGAACAAAUACAUCAACUGCAGCGUCGCUCCGAGGGCAAGGACCCCACGCCUGACGUGGCCGAGCUGUUCCAAGUGAUUCCGCAGCCACCAGAGCUUCCCAGCCCCUAUGAUCAACAAGAAGAUAAUAAAGAACUGAUUGAUCAAAAGCCUGAAUUAACUCAAGAACAGAAAAUGAUGCGGUUUUUGGAACAACACCAUCAACAACAACAACAGCAGCUCCAACAACAGCAACUACAACAGCAACAACAACAGCAGCAGCAACAACAACAACAACUCCAACAACAACCCCCACCGCAACUACAGCCUCAGCAGGGUCCCAGUGAGAGGGAAGACGAUCACGAUACCCCCGGACCUCACUCAUGCCCAUAUUGUAAUUUUAGUUGUGGAAGUGAGUCCAGAUUACACUCUCAUGUUACUUCUGUACACGGAGACACUUCUUCGCAUUUUAUUUGCCCGCUGUGCCAAGAUGCCUUCAAAGAUCGGCCGGCCCUUGAGAGACAUGUUAUGCAAAUACAUUCAGUUAACUCCGAAGGCUUACAGCGGCUGCUUCUUCUCGUCGACCAAAGUCAUUGGCUAAAUGGUGGCGCUCAACCAAAGAGAGAAGAGACGCGACAAGGUGACGAUGACAGAGAGAUUUCCUCGCCACGAUCGGAAGGCAGCGUGGAUGGCGAAACAGAGCGAUGUUUGACGUGCAACAGGACCUUCCGCAACGUAGAUGAGCUGUGUCAUCAUCAAAACGAGUCCGGCCAUUUGGAAUUGAAACAAACUCCACAAGGGCCUGGAUACUUCUGUUGGAAGAAAGGAUGCAACAGAUACUUCGAUACCGGUCACGCUUUACAAAAUCAUUUUAGAGAAGCACAUGCACGAAACUCGACUGCGAAUAUGUCCGUGUCAGAAAAGCAUGUGUAUAAAUUCAGAUGUAAUCAGUGCAGUUUAGCCUUCAAAACAAUAGAGAAACUACAGCUACAUUCUCAAUACCACGUGAUACGUGACGCUACAAAAUGCACAAUAUGUGGCCGAAACUUCCGCUCAGUGUUGGCUCUACAAAAACACGUAGAAACUUCUCACACCGACAUCUCUGAAGAGGAUCUCGCUGCAUUUAAACGAAGUUUAGCGACAAAUCCUUUGUUGCAAUCUAAUCAAGGCACCGCAUUAGACCCGGCUAUGGCUGACCUAUUGCGCAAAGAAGCUCUUAGAACGCCCGACGAUGAAUUAGGUGAAAUAGACGACAGAGAUUCCAGCGCUAAUGCAGCCGAUGAGUCGGGACACAACGAUGCUGAAAAUUCUGAUGAUUCUAUAAUUUAUAAAGACCAACAAUUUUUAGAAGACUAUUUAAAUUCACAGGCGAUGGCCGAAGAUUCAUACAAUGACCCGAAUAGAAAAUAUAAAUGCCAUCGAUGCAAAGUAGCGUUCACACGCCAAUCUUAUUUGACUGCACAUAAUAAAACACUGCUACAUAGAAAAGGCGAAAAAUUAACGUAUCCAAUGGAGAAAUAUCUCGAUCCCAAUAGACCCUUUAAAUGCGACGUAUGUAAGGAGUCGUUUACGCAAAAGAAUAUUUUACUCGUUCAUUAUAAUAGUGUCAGUCAUUUACACAAAUUAAAAAGGGCGAUGCAAGAACAACAGAAUAACAAUAACCCUCCGGUGUCGCCGGGGGCUGGGACAGCUCCCUCUAAUUUGACACUCACACCUAAGAGCACCUCGAGUGAAGAAGACGACCGAAAACGAUACAAGUGCAACAUAUGUAAAGUCGCUUACACACAGGGCAGCACGCUAGACAUUCACAUGAGGUCUGUGCUACACCAGACGCGCGCGGGAAAACUACAGGAGCUCGCCGCGGCCGGUCACGUGGACUUGACGCGGCCCUUAGUAGAGCAGCCCGAUAAGCCCGACCCCGCCAAAAUAUUACAAGACGUGUUGUCGCCGAAAAAUACAUCCCCUUCUUCAACAAGCAGCGGGGGGCCCCGUUCCUCACCCCCCGCGCGGCCAGGUAGCCCUCGCUCCCCUCGCGCAGGUAGCGCCGCGUGCGAGCGGUGCCACGCGUCAUUUCCGAACGGAGAGCUACUCGACGCACAUCGUGCGACUUUAUGCCCGUUUAGCGAUGCGCGGGCGCACUCACCGCUAGGAGAAGCGGAGCAAGCCGCUCUGGACGAGAUGGUAGCCAAGGGAAAUCCGCCCAAACGAAACUCACAAAUGUAUAAACAAUUACUUGAGACUUUCGGCUUCGAUCUCGUCAUGCAAUACAAUGAGAACCAACGGCGAAAAAUGCAAGAAGAGCGCGAAAUGGCGCGAGCGCCGAGCCCGCCGCCCCCACCGCCCGAGGAAAAGCCCCCGGAUAACGAAUCGAAGUCGACGUGCCAACAUUGUAAUAAGGAGUUUUCUAGUGUGUUCGUUUUAAAAACUCACUGUGAAGAAGUGCAUAAGGAUAAAGUUCCGUUAGAGUUUUUGGAGCAAUUCGCCGAGCAGUUCAAAUCGGAAUAUGAACGAAAAUCAGGAGCGCCCAAUUCACCGCGAGCCGCAUCACCCGCGCCACGAGACGAGAGGUCGCCUUCACCGCGAGGAGAUGCCAACGGUAGCUUCAAUGAGAAUGGGAGCAGUGCGGGCGAGGCGCAAGCAGGCGCACUGCUGGCUGCGCAGGUGCAGGAGAUGCAGGCCGCCCUCAACAUGCUGCAGCUGCAGCAGCAACUCGGGCAGCUGCACCCAAUGAUGGCUCAGAUGCUGUCUCUAGGAUUGCCUUUGGGACUGAAUGUGGGCGCGCUGGCCGCCAUGAAUCUGCAGCCGCCGCUAGUGCCUCUCAUGCUGCCACCUCCACCUUUCGAUGCGAUGCCGUUCUCUCACGACGCCCAGCUCAAACAACAACAAAUUAUGCAGCAACAGCAACAGGCUAACGCUGCAGCUGGACAGAAACGCGCUCGAACACGCAUCACCGAUGAACAAUUAAAAAUUUUGCGCGCGCAUUUCGACAUUAACAACUCUCCUAGCGAUGAAGCGAUUGCAAAAAUGGCGCAACAAUCAGGCUUAGCCACAAAAGUAAUUAAGCACUGGUUCCGAAAUACUUUAUUCAAAGAACGUCAACGAAACAAGGACUCCCCUUACAAUUUCAACAACCCACCUUCGACAACUCUUAAUCUGGAAGAGUAUGAGAAAACAGGCGAAGCAAAAGUUACACCUUUAGAUUCAUCGGCGAGCUCCGAUGAAGGCAAACCACCACCAGAAAAAAAGGCAAAAACUGAAGACCCGACACCCAUAAUUCAUCAAGAGGUAAAAUCUGAACCCAGUGAUGAACCAACAAUGGAAGAAAAAUAUAACUCCUACGAUGACAGACAUCAAGAGGACAAAAGCUUUAUUUUUCCUCAAGUCCCAUCGCAAAGUCCGGCUCUGAAUACUUCUGAUCUUCAACAAAGUAUUUCUCGACCACAAACACCAACGCAUCUGUCUUUGAAUUCUUUAAUUCAAUCGCAGUUGGAUUCGAUACCGGCAACGAGCAUACCUCAACCACCUCAUCCAUCAAUGUUGCCACCAAAAAUAAAUCCAAAUUUCACGUCCCCAAACUCCGUGCCCCCGAACGUCCUACCUUUGACCCCAAAUCGCAGCCUCAGUCCUGGCAGAGGACCGGCGGAUUUCGGACUUUCCGGGGGCAACUCGAAUGGAUCCAACAGCUCGGGGUCUUCUGGCAAACGCGCCAACAGAACUAGAUUUACAGAUUAUCAAAUUAAAGUACUACAGGAGUUUUUUGAAAAUAACGCCUAUCCUAAAGACGAUGAUCUGGAAUACCUAUCAAAACUACUAGGACUAAGUCCGAGAGUAAUAGUGGUGUGGUUUCAAAAUGCACGACAAAAGGCUCGAAAAGUAUAUGAAAAUCAACCAGCUGCUGAGCCUCCUACAGGAGCUACCGAUGAUGCUAAUAGAUUUCAACGAACUCCUGGCUUAAAUUAUCAAUGUAAAAAGUGUCAGCUUGUUUUUCAAAGAUAUUACGAAUUAAUUAGACAUCAGAAAACACAUUGUUUUAAAGAAGAAGAUGCGAAGCGAUCAGCUCAAGCGCAAGCAGCUGCGGCCCAAGUCGCUGCUACUUUGAGUAGCGAAGACUCAAAUUCAAGUACUGUCGAACAUCACAUUCCUCACGUACCUGUUUCACCUGCACCACCCCGAACGCCAACUCCAGCAGCUCCCACCUACCCUGUUUCACCAGCACCACAAGCCCCAAUUACGCCUGUUACACCUUUAACUCACCACCAACGAACUGAAGAGAAAGAUGGCAAUUUUCAAUGUGAUAAAUGCAAUCUAGUCUUCCCACGUUUUGACUUAUGGAGAGAACAUCAAUUGGUGCAUAUAAUGAACCCAAACUUAUUUCCCACAUAUCCACCAGAUUCCCCUUUUGGAAUACUACAACAACAUGCCCAGUUGCAACAAUUGAAUGCUACACUCGCAAAUAAUGAUGAAUCUCGUCACCCUUUAGUAGCAGCAUUAAAUCAACAAGUUGUGAAACGAAAAUUUGAUGAGUUUGAAGAAAUAGAUACAGGAGAACAGCCAAAAGAUAAGCGAUUAAGAACUACCAUUUUACCAGAACAACUUGAUUAUUUAUACCAAAAGUAUCAAAUAGAAUCUAAUCCAUCGCGGAAAAUGUUAGAAAACAUUGCACGAGAAGUUGGGUUAAAAAAAAGAGUAGUUCAAGUUUGGUUCCAAAAUACUCGAGCUCGUGAGAGAAAAGGACAAUUUCGAGCUCAUGCACAAGUUAUAAAUAAAAGAUGUCCGUUCUGUCCUGCAUUAUUCAAAGUUAAAAGUGCAUUAGAAAGUCAUUUGAGCACAAAACACGCCGAUCAAUGUGCACGAGGAGAAAUUAACGUGGACGCUUUACCGGACGAGGAAUUAAGUACUGAAUCUACUCCAAGUUUUGGCUCACAACAAAGUGAUAGACAGCAAAAUUUUUCCCAAGCGGGGGCUCCCAUGUUGCCCCCUAUUUUCCCGCCUUUUCACUCAGACAUGGAGAAAUUUAUCAAGCAGUACAGUGAAGAGUCAAUGAAACGAUACGUGAGUGAGUUACAAGCUCAUGCUGUGGCCCAACAAAAUGGUACAACUAAUGAGCCCACGGAAAGACAACUAGUACACAUAAAAUCGGAAAUCCCUUUAGAUCUCAGCAAGCCCGUUGAUUUGUCGCGCCCUGGAUCGGAUGCAGACGAACGCUCUGAUACUGCAUCUGAGACUAUGGAGUUUUACGAAGAAGAUGAACCCACGUCGCCGUUACCGGGUCAGCAACAUACUCCAAGGCAACCCGGAAAGCGCUUCCGUACUCAAAUGUCGUCAGUGCAAGUGAAAAUUAUGAAGUCUCUAUUUAACGACUACAAAACACCAACGAUGGCAGAGUGCGAAGCUUUGGGCCGAGAAAUCGGUCUGCCUAAGCGAGUAGUACAAGUAUGGUUUCAAAAUGCACGCGCGAAAGAAAAGAAGGCGCGUUUAGCGGCUGGCUUGUCUGAGGUGUCGGACGCGCCACCACCGGACGAGUGUCAGGUGUGCGACUUCAAGUAUAGUCACAAGUACUCCGUGCAAGACCACGUGUUCACGCCGGGCCACAUAGCAGCAGUCCGCGCGCGCCUCGAAAGCGGCGUCGCCGGCGGAGACGACAAGACACUGGCCCUCAUGCAGAUGGCGGCUCGCCUGGAGAGCAGCCUCGGCAGCGAAUUGCACAACGCGUUCCUGAGGCCUCAGCUCGCCGGCAACGGUGGCAAUCCGAACCCAAUGCCGCCACAACCUCAGCCGCAGGGCCUCAUAGUUGAGACGGGGAAUGGCGCUAGCGUGCUGCAGCUGCCGGCCACCACGCUAGAGCAGAUCCGCCACAUCGCCUCGGACCCCGGCGCCUCCACGCUGCGACUGCCGCCGCCCGCCACUGAGCCACCGGCGGGCGCGCGAGAGUUGGACUUCGACUUGUGCUACGUGUGCAAGCACUGCAAGGUGGCGUUCCCGUCGCCCGCGCCUCUGCAAGCGCACCAGGCUCGCGCGUGCUAUGCAGGGCGUGAGUCGGCCCGCGGCCUCAUCCGCGUUGUGCAGCCGGCUCUCGAGUGCCGCGUCUGUCCCAGCGAGCGCUUCCGCACAGCCGCCGAUUUCCGCCGGCACACAGAGGCGGAGGGGCAUGCAAGACGCGCCGCGCACGCCGUUGGGCAGCCCGCCGGCCCGCCGGAACCGCUCUCGCAUGAGAUGGAGGACGUCGUGAACCAGAUCACGUUGCUGGCGGCGCGCGCAGCGCAGGACUCUGCUGCGCCUAAGGAGGCCGGCGUUGGCUUUUGCGCGCCAGGGCCGCGCUUUCCGCCGCCCGGAGAGCUGCCGCUAGCCAGCGCCGGCCACUAAUCCCGUUCCGACGAAAUGUAUAGUUACUACCCCAGAGCUCCGCGCUCUGUCCGUUGUCCGACAACGCAGCAGUUCACUAUUAGCUCUUAACGCUUCUUUUCGUUGAACGUCGCCGGAAGCG
Papilio xuthus (Asian swallowtail) is the source of this 9462-nucleotide messenger RNA. It is a transcript of the gene zfh2, whose product is annotated as Zn finger homeodomain 2. Gene Ontology annotation, biological process: regulation of transcription by RNA polymerase II. The coding region runs from base 402 to 9341 and encodes 2979 amino acids. Gene Ontology annotation, cellular component: nucleus. The record is from RefSeq and is a predicted model, not a curated record. The transcript has 6 exons. NCBI's taxonomy places the organism in Eukaryota, Metazoa, Arthropoda, Insecta, Lepidoptera, Papilionidae. Gene Ontology annotation, molecular function: zinc ion binding; DNA-binding transcription factor activity, RNA polymerase II-specific; RNA polymerase II cis-regulatory region sequence-specific DNA binding.